Pochonia chlamydosporia 170 is the source of this 2175-nucleotide messenger RNA. Its product is annotated as origin recognition complex subunit Orc1. Gene Ontology annotation, biological process: mitotic DNA replication checkpoint signaling; DNA replication initiation. Gene Ontology annotation, molecular function: chromatin binding; ATP binding; DNA replication origin binding. Lineage: Eukaryota; Fungi; Ascomycota; Sordariomycetes; Hypocreales; Clavicipitaceae. Bases 1 to 2175 code for a protein of 724 amino acids. The record is from RefSeq and is a predicted model, not a curated record. The transcript is spliced from 4 exons. Gene Ontology annotation, cellular component: nuclear origin of replication recognition complex.
AUGGCACGGCAAAAUCUCGCCAGAAAAGCACCCGAACCUGCUGUUCGGCGGAAAAGGGCUCUCCCGGGCAUCAGCCGCGAGGAUUCAGACGACGAAUUGGGCAGCGAUGAUUUACCCUGGGACUGGAUCUACAAUGUCGAGGAACCAGACCGAGCCGGCGACGACACGCAGAGCGACCGAAAAAGGAGAAAAGUCACGGGGAACAAGAUCGUUGGAGCUCGAAUGGGUACUUUUGAGUGCCGCAUAGGUGAUACAGUGCUCCUGAAGGCGGAUGGUUCCAAUGAGGCCUGGGUGGCCAUCAUUUGCGAGUUUGUAGAGGACGAUGGGGAAGGGGACAAGGCCGCCAACUUUAUGUGGUUUUCGACAGAGAAAGAAAUUCGGAACAAGGAUAAGAAGCGUAACGAUUUCUACUGGAACGAGCUGUACGUUUCCCCGUCGUGGGAUGUCAACCCUUUGGCAUCAAUCAAUGGCAAGGCCAAGGUAAUGUCGCUGGAGGCAUUUUUAUCCAGACACCCCUCUGGGAAGAUUUCUCGACAGUCGAAAGAUUAUGGCAAGACAUUUGUUUGUCGCCGGGGUUGUGGCACGAGAACAGCAACAUAUACCGAAGAGUUCAUCUGGGAGGAACUCUAUUCUGGUGUUGGCGACAUGUUCAAGCUGAUUGACUUUGUUGAAAAGAACACAAAGGCUACUCGGGGGCGAAGGAAGGCUCGCGAGCAAUCCCCUCAAGAUGCUGCAUAUCUACCGCCACAAACACCAACCAAGGGAUCUCGGUCUACGGUCACUACACCGCAGUCGAAACGGGGAAAUGCAGAGCCAGUGCCUCGGUCCCAAAAGAGGGGACCGGGAAAGAAACUUGAGUUCACACCCUUGGCAACGAGAAAGCUCUCCCCGAGCGCAGUCCAAUCAUCCCCAUUCCAAAUAGCACGAUCUCGCCUUCACGUAUCCUCUGUCCCAACCAGUUUGCCUUGUCGAGAGGGCGAGUUCUCUCUGGUAUACUCGCACCUUGAAGCGGCUAUUACAGAAGGAACCGGAAACUGCAUCUACAUUUCAGGCACCCCUGGCACAGGCAAGACAGCGACCGUCCGAGAGGUCAUUGCGCGUCUCGAGGAUGCAGUCGGCUCAGAUGAGCUAGAUGACUUCAUUUUCGUGGAGAUUAAUGGCAUGAAAAUCACUGAUCCCCACCAAUCGUACACGUUACUCUGGGAAGCGCUGAGAGGACAACGAGCAAGCCCUUCCCAAGCUCUCGAUCUGUUAGAGAGGGAGUUUAACAAUCCUAGUCCUCGACGGGUGCCCUGUGUCGUGUUGAUGGACGAACUCGAUCAGCUGGUAACGAAAAACCAGGCCGUCAUGUACAAUUUCUUCAACUGGCCAACCCUGCGGCACAGUCGCCUCAUUGUUCUUGCUGUAGCAAACACCAUGGAUCUUCCUGAAAGAACACUCAGCAACAAAAUCAGCAGUCGUCUAGGUCUCACGCGUAUCACAUUCCCAGGCUAUACCCACGAACAGCUCAUGAAGAUUAUCCAGUCUCGAUUGGAAGGAGUCCCCGGAAACGUCGUCGACGCGGAUGCUGUGCAAUUCGCAAGCAGAAAGGUAGCCGCCGUCAGCGGAGAUGCCAGAAGAGCACUGGACAUCUGCCGGCGCGCCGUAGAAAUCGCAGAGGGCGACGCACAGGGCGAUCCCAUGACACCCAGUAAGCACGGCGCACAAGAUUCGAUUCGCCGGGGGAAGGUGACCAUUGCGACUGUCAAAAAGGCCAUAAAUGAAGCAACAACGAACCCUGUCCAGCAACACCUACGGGGACUCCCUUUGAUGUCAAAACUCCUCAUGGCAGCCGUCCUCCUUAGAAUACGAAGGACAGGACUAGUGGAAACUACUUUUGGAGAGACUAUAGAUGAAUUACAGCGAGCAACGGCCCAUUCUUCCCCUGCGCUUCCUGGCAUGGCGCAGAUUCUGGAUAGUGGUCUUCAGGGGACACCAGCGGUGGCACAGCGACAUUUGGGAAGACCAAGCUACGUACACACAGCUGCGCUAGACCUCGUUGCAGCAGGGCUGAUAAACCUGGAAGCGCACCGUGCCGAACGGUCCAGCAAACUACGAUUAGCCAUUGCAGAUGAUGAGGUGAAAAUGGCACUUCGCGAUGAUGGAGAGUUGAGGGCCAUGGGGCUGGGUGUAUAA